GGGGUCCCUCUAACAGAAGCACCCGGUCCACACGCAUCCCGGUCGGCUGACACACCUGGUUCAUCCCGCAGGACGGCAGCUGCCUCAGCGGCUCCGGGCUCUCUGGAGCUGCAGGUCCGCGCGUUCUCAUCUUUUAAAAGAAAGAAACAUCCUGUUCGCUGGAUAGAAAUCAUGUAUUUGAACAGCAGACACAAUGCCAUCAACACAGAGAGGAGUAAGAAGAACAUCAAAGUGAAAAAAUGGGCUCACUUCAAAACCCCUGAAGUCACCCUGAAGUCCCCAAAAAUGGGGAAAAACAUGGAGACCAAGGAGAGCGUGACAGAGGAGAAGGAGGUGAUGCAGCUCACUGCGUUUGGAAAGGCCUUUCAUGAUCUGACCCAUUCAGAGAGGGUGAUGAAUGAUCUGACAUUUGGACGACGGGUGGGGCUUUACGAGCUGAGAGGAGAGAUCGGCUGCGGAAACUUCUCCCAGGUUAGAUUGGGGAUACAUGACCUGACCAAAGAAAGAGUUGCAGUAAAGAUCCUGGAUAAGGUGCGUCUGGGCAAGCGAUCGCACAGGCUUUUUGCCUCAGAAAUCUCUUGCAUGGAGAAGCUGGCUCACCCCAACAUCGUCCGCCUGUAUGAGGUGGUGGAGACGUUCAAGAGGCUCUACCUGGUGAUGGAGUAUGCCAGCGGAGGAGAGCUGUUCUCCCGUAUCAGCACCAGGGGACGCCUUUCAGACCUGGAGAGCAAGCUUGUGUUUUCUCAGGUCCUGUCUGCAGUCAAACAUAUACAUGAUAACAAUAUCGUCCACCGGGACCUGAAGGCUGAGAACGUCUUCUACACCAACACCUACUGCAUUAAAGUGGGUGACUUUGGUUUCAGCACGUCCUGCUGCCCCAGCGAUGUCCUUCACACGUUCUGUGGCUCUCCACCUUAUGCAGCCCCUGAGCUGUUCAAAGAGAAAGGUUACGUUGGUCAAUAUGCAGAUAUGUGGGCGCUGGGUAUCUUACUUUACUUCAUGGUGACUGCCACAAUGCCAUUCAAAGCUACCAACACAGGCAGACUCAGGUGUUGUAUCCUGCAGGGCUCUUAUGCCAUUCCUCCCUAUGUAACUGGAUCAUGCAGGGAGAUCAUUCAGGGCCUCCUGAGGCCGGUUCCUGUGGAUCGCCUCACUAUUGAACGGAUCAAGGACAGCAGCUGGAUGAAAGGUAUUGAAUACCCCAAGGCCGACCUAGCUUGUAGCCCAACACCCUACCACCUGGUCGAGCCUACCCACAUCCUCAGCUCAGAUGAACUGACUGUGAAGGCAGCGCUGGAGGAUCUUGGCAUCACCAAGGCACAUCUCCUCAGCGGCAGCCUGGACUCGAGAAGCUCCAUUACUGGGGCUUACCGGAUUUUGCUACACCGCAUCCAAAAGAGGAGGUCUGUGGAAGCUGUGGGCUACAGCCAGACUUGCACCAAAGAGUCCCAGAACAGAUUCACAUGGAGAGCCGGCUCUGAUGGCCUGAUAAACAAACACCACUCUGUCGUCUGCAUCGUCAUGUAG
Messenger RNA from Cottoperca gobio, 1527 nucleotides. Its product is annotated as serine/threonine-protein kinase NIM1-like. Gene Ontology annotation, cellular component: cytoplasm. The transcript is spliced from 5 exons. Lineage: Eukaryota; Metazoa; Chordata; Actinopteri; Perciformes; Bovichtidae. The coding region runs from base 172 to 1527 and encodes 451 amino acids. The record is from RefSeq and is a predicted model, not a curated record. Gene Ontology annotation, biological process: microtubule cytoskeleton organization; intracellular signal transduction; protein phosphorylation. Gene Ontology annotation, molecular function: tau-protein kinase activity; ATP binding.